UUCGGAUUUACAGUAAUGCCCGUCUCGCAACCAGUCCGUGCGAGGAGUUUGUUACGCGCAAAGUUAGAGAAACCUCGUGGCGGUAGCGUACUACGGAGCAAAAUGCCAAAUAUCAAAGUAUUCAGCGGUACGUCGCACCCGGACCUGGCGCAGCGAAUAGUCGACAGGCUUGGAAUCGACAUCGGGAAGGUUGUCACGAAAAAAUUCAGCAACCUCGAAACAUGCGUGGAAAUCGGAGAGUCUGUACGUGGCGAAGAUGUUUACAUUAUUCAAAGCGGCAGUGGCGAGGUAAAUGACAAUCUCAUGGAGCUGCUGAUUAUGAUCAAUGCAUGCAAGAUUGCCUCUGCAUCUCGAGUAACAGCAGUCAUCCCUUGCUUCCCAUAUGCCAGGCAGGACAAGAAGGAUAAGGUAGGAGAUGGUGGUGAUGGUGGGGACAAGUCAGACUCCACUAAGACUCGCUUCAUCAUGAAGUCGAACGAGUGGAAGUUCAGGAGUCGUGCUCCGAUCUCCGCAAAGUUAGUGGCGAACAUGCUGUCGGUAGCAGGAGCAGACCACAUUAUCACCAUGGAUCUGCAUGCUAGUCAGAUUCAAGGAUUUUUCGACAUUCCCGUUGAUAAUCUGUAUGCAGAGCCAGCAGUGCUCAAAUGGAUCAAAGAGAACAUUGUUGAAUGGAGGAACAGCAUUAUUGUAUCUCCAGACGCUGGUGGUGCUAAAAGAGUAACGUCAAUUGCGGAUCGACUCAACGUCGAGUUCGCUCUUAUUCACAAAGAGAGGAAGAAGGCAAACGAAGUGGCGAGUAUGGUCCUCGUAGGAGAUGUUAAGGACAGAAUAGCAAUUUUGGUCGAUGACAUGGCAGAUACUUGCGGAACAAUAUGUCAUGCUGCAGAAAAGCUGUUAGAAGCUGGAGCGACCAAAGUAUAUGCAAUUCUAACACACGGAAUUUUCAGCGGUCCUGCUAUAUCCAGGAUAAAUAACGCAUGUUUCGAAGCCGUAGUUGUUACAAACACAAUCCCUCAGGAUGGUCACAUGAAAGACUGUCCAAAAAUUCAGUGCAUCGACGUUUCCAUGAUGUUUGCGGAGGCUGUAAGGAGAACCCACAACGGCGAAUCUGUUUCGUAUUUGUUCUCCAAUGUACCAUACUAAGCAUGUAAAUCUUUAGAAUAUCGAACCCAGGCAAAAUAUGCCAUUGCAUGUUAGUUGAUUAUUGUUAUCACAUGCUAAGCAGGUCUGCUGUCUCCCUGGUAAUGAUAAUUGUAGAAACUGGAAGAUUUACUGUGCGAUGGAAUCUCUAGACUUGGACUUGUUCAUGUGUGUCAGACAAAUUUAUUGAUAAUUUCGAUAAGCUUUUUUUCCAUAUUUUUACCAAUGUCUAUGCCAAUGUCCAGUGUAUGCAGACAAUGAUCAUGUAUAAGUUAUGCAGAUUCUGUCGAGUCUAAUUGUUAGUGUCAUGAAAUUCCUAUUUGCUUAUGACAGUCGUAGAUCGUACACCUUAGCGAUAAUGAACUAUUCCCCGUUUUAAUAUAAUCAAGUUUGCCAUAACAUAAAUUUUUUAAUUAACAUUGCUCCCAAUUACAUGGAUAGAUUCCAAUCAAACUACUGCUGAUAUAUUGAAUUGUUAGCAUAACAAUAUUUAGCAACCAUGUUCACGAUCUUAUUACCGGAAAAUUUAAUUUUUUAAUCAUGAAAUAUUUUCAGUUUCGUAAGUUACUUAUACGUCAAAUAUCUCAAUAAUUGAUAUUGUAUGACAUUCGCAAUGUUGAAAAAUCUUCGUAUAUAAGGGGAUAAAAUUUGAUUGAAAUUUUUUUUCGUAUUUACCAUGAAAAGUAAAAUUGUAUAUUGUAAUAUUGAUUGUAAAUGCUUUACAACCUAUCAGUAUUUGCGGUAAAAGAAUUAUAUAUAUAUUCUAUUGAAGAAUCAUAUAUUGUUGAUCAAAAAAAAAAAAAAGAAAGAAAAAAGGAAUUACGCGAUAUGGAAUUGUCUACCAUAUUAAAAUCUAUAUAUAAAUUAUUUUGUAUGGUAGAUACAUAUUUGAUGUACAUAUUUUACGGUUUAAUAAGGCGAUCUACUUUUUAUUCUAUCUUGUUAAAAACAUAUACUGAACUUGAGUGGUAAAAGGAAAAAAUAGUAAAAAAGUAUACUCCUUGAAUCUAUGCAA
Neodiprion virginianus is the source of this 2155-nucleotide messenger RNA. It is a transcript of the gene Prps, whose product is annotated as ribose-phosphate pyrophosphokinase 1. Lineage: Eukaryota; Metazoa; Arthropoda; Insecta; Hymenoptera; Diprionidae. Gene Ontology annotation, biological process: purine nucleotide biosynthetic process; ribonucleoside monophosphate biosynthetic process; 5-phosphoribose 1-diphosphate biosynthetic process. Gene Ontology annotation, molecular function: magnesium ion binding; ribose phosphate diphosphokinase activity. The record is from RefSeq and is a predicted model, not a curated record. Gene Ontology annotation, cellular component: cytoplasm; ribose phosphate diphosphokinase complex. The transcript has 6 exons. The coding region runs from base 16 to 1143 and encodes 375 amino acids.